Messenger RNA from Poecile atricapillus (Black-capped chickadee), 14828 nucleotides. Its product is annotated as homeodomain-interacting protein kinase 2. The transcript is spliced from 15 exons. Lineage: Eukaryota; Metazoa; Chordata; Aves; Passeriformes; Paridae. Gene Ontology annotation, biological process: smoothened signaling pathway; peptidyl-threonine phosphorylation; intrinsic apoptotic signaling pathway in response to DNA damage by p53 class mediator. The record is from RefSeq and is a predicted model, not a curated record. The coding region runs from base 241 to 3870 and encodes 1209 amino acids. Gene Ontology annotation, molecular function: transcription corepressor activity; protein tyrosine kinase activity; protein serine/threonine kinase activity. Gene Ontology annotation, cellular component: nucleus; PML body; cytoplasm.
GCGCCGCCGCCCCCCGCCCGCUCGCCCGCCCGCCCCGGCCGCGUCGGAGGGCCGGCAGCGGGGCUGGAUGUGCCCGGCUCCCCCCGCGCUGAGGUGGGCAGCGAUGCAGAAGGCAGGCGGCAGCUUCGCCUCCGCCGAGAGACACCCGCUCAAGAUGGCAGAUGUGUGUUGAGUUUGGGGGGCUGCGAUCUCGCGUCGUUCGUGGCGGCGUUGCCAUGAAUAACAGGCGUCCUUGCACCGAUGGCCCCCAUGUACGAAGGUAUGGCCUCGCAUGUGCAAGUUUUCUCUCCUCAUACCCUUCAGUCAAGUGCCUUCUGUAGCGUGAAGAAACUGAAAGUGGAGCCGAGUUCGAACUGGGAUAUGACUGGGUACGGCACACACAGCAAAGUCUACAACCAGAGCAAGAACGUGCAGUCCUCCCAAGCAGCCGCCGCAGCAGCCGUCAACGCCUCCCUCCAGAUCCCCAAUCCGAGCAUCCCUUACGAGCAGACCAUCAUCUUCCCAGCAAGCACGGGGCACAUUGUGGUUACAUCGGCCAACAGCACUUCUGGUGUGGUUGCAGUGUCUGGGCAAACACUGGGCGGGCCACACAACCUGAUGCGUCGCAGCACUGUGAGCCUUCUGGACACCUACCAAAAAUGUGGACUUAAGCGCAAGAGUGAGGAGAUCGAGAACACAAGCAGCGUGCAGAUUAUCGAGGAGCAUCCGCCAAUGAUUCAGAACAAUGCCAGUGGGGCCACUGUAGCCACCGCCACCACCUCCACGGCCACUUCCAAAAACAGUGGUUCCAACAGUGAAGGGGAUUACCAGCUGGUCCAACAUGAGGUGCUCUGUUCCAUGACCAACACGUACGAAGUGUUAGAGUUUCUUGGCCGUGGAACCUUCGGACAAGUAGUCAAAUGCUGGAAACGUGGCACUAAUGAGAUUGUGGCUAUCAAGAUCCUAAAAAACCACCCUUCUUACGCCCGGCAAGGCCAGAUUGAAGUGAGCAUCCUGGCUCGGCUGAGCACAGAAAGCGCGGAUGACUACAACUUUGUCCGUGCUUACGAAUGCUUCCAGCACAAGAAUCACACAUGCUUGGUAUUUGAAAUGUUGGAGCAGAACCUCUAUGAUUUCUUAAAACAAAAUAAAUUCAGUCCCUUGCCCCUUAAGUACAUUCGACCAAUUCUCCAGCAGGUAGCAACUGCCCUAAUGAAGCUGAAAAGCCUGGGACUGAUUCAUGCUGAUCUCAAACCAGAGAACAUCAUGCUGGUAGACCCAUCCCGACAGCCGUAUAGGGUCAAGGUCAUAGACUUUGGUUCAGCUAGCCAUGUGUCCAAAGCUGUGUGUUCUACUUACCUUCAAUCCAGAUACUACAGAGCCCCUGAAAUCAUCCUCGGUUUACCCUUUUGUGAAGCAAUCGAUAUGUGGUCAUUGGGAUGUGUCAUUGCAGAGCUGUUCUUGGGCUGGCCCUUGUACCCAGGAGCUUCAGAGUACGAUCAGAUUCGCUACAUUUCACAGACGCAGGGCUUACCAGCAGAGUAUUUGUUAAGUGCAGGGACAAAGACCACGAGGUUUUUCAACAGGGAUACAGACUCACCAUAUCCCUUGUGGAGGCUGAAGACGCCAGAUGAUCAUGAGGCAGAGACGGGAAUUAAGUCAAAGGAAGCGAGAAAGUAUAUUUUCAACUGUUUGGAUGAUAUGGCACAGGUAAGAGCACUGGUAAACAUGACAACGGAUUUGGAAGGAAGCGAUAUGUUGGUGGAAAAGGCAGACCGGCGGGAGUUCAUAGAUCUGUUAAAGAAGAUGUUGACGAUAGACGCGGAUAAGAGGAUAACACCCAUUGAAACUCUGAGCCACCCUUUUGUCACCAUGACGCACUUGCUCGACUUCCCUCACAGCACACAUGUCAAGUCCUGCUUCCAGAACAUGGAGAUUUGCAAGCGGCGGGUGAAUAUGUACGACACGGUGAACCAGAGCAAGACGCCAUUCAUCACCCACGUAGCCCCAAGUACAUCGACCAACCUGACCAUGACUUUUAACAACCAGCUGAACACAGUCCACAACCAGACCACCAACCUGGCUCCCACCUCCUCCAGUGCCACUAUUUCCUUAGCCAACCCCGAGGUCUCCAUACUAAAUUACCAAUCUGCACUCUACCAGCCCUCAGCGGCGUCCAUGGCUGCGGUGGCCCAGCGGAGCAUGCCCCUGCAGACGGGAACAGCGCAGAUCUGUGCCCGGCCUGACCCCUUACAGCAAGCCCUCAUCGUCUGCCCACCAGGCUUCCAAGGGUUACAAGCCUCCCCUUCGAAGCACGCUGGGUACUCGGUUCGGAUGGAGAACGCCGUUCCCAUUGUCACUCAGGCUCCUGGGGCCCAGCCUCUUCAGAUCCAGCCAGGACUCCUCGCACAGCAAGCAUGGCCCAGUGGCACUCAGCAGAUCCUGCUCCCCCCCGCCUGGCAGCAGCUGACCGGAGUGGCCACCCACACCUCUGUCCAGCACGCGACCGUCAUCCCGGAGUCCAUGGCAGGCACCCAACCGCUGGCAGACUGGAGGAACACGCACGCCCACGGCAGCCACUACAACCCCAUCAUGCAGCAGACCACGCUGCUGGCCAGCCACGUGGCCCUGCCCGCCGCCCAGCCCGUCAACGUGGGUGUCGCUCACGUCAUGCGCCAGCCGCCCGCCGCCGCCUCCGCCAGGAAAAGCAAGCAGCACCAGUCGGCUCCACGCAAUGCAUCCACCUAUGAAGUUUCAUCCUCUCAGUCCAUCAGCUCGCCCCAGCGGUCGAAACGAGUGAAGGAGAACACCCCUCCCCGCUGUGCCAUGGUGCACAACAGCCCUGCCUGCAGCACCUCGGUCACCUGCGGCUGGGGCGACGUGGCCACGAGCAGCACGCGGGAGCGGCAGCGGCAGACGAUCGUCAUCCCCGACACCCCCAGCCCCGCCGUCAGCGUCAUCACCAUCAGCAGCGACACAGACGAAGAGGAAGAGCAGAAGCAUGCACCCACCAGCACCUUGUCCAAGCAAAGGAAGAAUGUCAUCAGCUGUGUCACCGUGCAUGACUCCCCCUACUCCGAUUCCUCCAGCAACAACAGCCCUUACGCCGUGCAACAUCGCACAGGGCAGAAUAACGGGAACAGCUACGACACCAAAGGGGUUCCAGAGACUCACUGCAGUGGGAACCCCCGAACGAUCAUCGUGCCACCACUGAAAACCCAGGCCAGUGAGGUGUUGGUAGAGUGCGAUAGCCUGGCACCAGUCACCACCAGUCACCACUCAUCCUCCUACAAGUCCAAGUCCUCCAGCACCGUGACCUCCACCAGCGGUCACUCUUCAGGGAGCUCGUCUGGAGCCGUUGCCUAUAGGCAGCAGCGACCAGGAGCACAUUUCCAGCAGCAGCAGCCUCUUAAUCUAAGUCAGGGCCAGCAGCACAUCUCGACCGACCGCACAGGGAGUCACCGGAGACAGCAAGCCUACAUCACUCCAACGAUAGCUCAGGCCCCGUACUCUUUCCCGCACAAUAGCCCCAGCCACGGUACAGUUCAUCCCCACCUGGCCGCGGCUGCCGCUGCUCACCUGCCCACCCAGCCCCACCUGUACACAUACACCGCCCCCGCCGCCCUGGGCUCCACGGGCACCGUCGCGCACCUGGUGGCCUCGCAAGGCUCUGCCCGGCACGCGGUGCAGCACACCACCUACCCCGCCAGCAUCGUCCACCAGGUCCCCGUCAGCAUGGGCCCGCGCGUCCUGCCCUCGCCCACCAUCCACCCGAGUCAGUACCAGGCUCAGUUUGCCCAUCAGACCUAUAUCAGUGCUUCUCCAGCCUCCACAGUCUACACUGGAUACCCACUGAGCCCCACCAAGGUCAACCAGUACCCUUACAUCUAAACACUGGAAUAAAGAGCGAGAGACGCACCCAUCCCGGGGGGAGUGAGGCAGCCGCUUUUGUAUUGAAGAACAUGACAAACUAACAAUGCAAUGGGAGGCUCGUGUGAAACUUGAACGAAGGAGACUUUAGGAAGAAAAGAAAAAGAGGAAAGAAGGGGGAAAACCAAUUCUACAAUUUUUAUUUAAAAAAAAAAAGAAAAUGGAAAAAAAGAACAGAAAAAAAAAUAAACCACAAAAAAAACCCAACCAUUCUGCACCAAACUAGAGAGAAAGAGAAAAGGAGAAGGACCCUCCAGCGGGUCCUGUCUUUUGAAGAACUUCACCAACAGACUUUUAAAGGUUAUUUUCAUCCAAUAGUGAGCUACAUUUAGAAAUUUGUUGUCCAGAACACCUAAAAUUAAAUCCGUUAGGUUUUUAAUCCUGUAGGUAUAUGGAUUAGGGAUUUAUCCAGCAUUUCAAAGGGUUUAAACAGCAGUUUUUGUAUCUCAAAGUAUAUAUAGAUUCAGGGGGAUUUGUAGUGGAAAAAGAAAAUGGGUAAGGGAGGCUGAGGGUGGAGGACAAAACAUUGUCCCAGUGCUCUAAACUUGGACGUAACACUGCUACACUUAAACACACCUGGGCAAAAUAGUCCAUGCAGCACUGGUUGAGAGCAGAAGCAAUGGGAGUGUUUCUCCCUCUACUUGAACACACUGGAUAAAUCCCUGAGAAAUGCUAUUCCUAAACAUGAUCUCUAAUAAUGUAUGUUGGAUUUCAGUUGCUUUUUUUUUUUUUUUAGGGAUUUUUGUUUUGGUUUGGUUUGGGUUUUUUUGGAAGUGUUCCUUUUCAAUCCCUAGCCAUUUUAGUAUAGGAGGAGACAUUUUAGCUGCCCCCAACCCCCUGUCCCCAGCCCCGGUAGAAUGUAGCACUAUACAGGUCAUACCCCUUUUUACUCUUUUAUGUUGAACUUCAACGAUACCAAUAGACUAUUCCUCAAUGUGAUUGCACAAAGAAAAGUGAUAUAACAUAGGCAUGUAACAAUGUGAUUGUCCAGGUGUGUGUGUGUGUGUGUGAGUGCAGAUGCUGCCUUCUCUCUGUGGUGUGUUCCUCGGCACAGCCAUUACAACUGUCACAGUCUUAGUUUUACAUCAUUCCCUCGUAGUGCCUUACCAAACUACAGACGCGGUUUAAGGGUUUACUUCCACUGGUACUCCUAGAAACUGACUGAGGCUAGUCGGAAUUUACUCUCAGCUCUUUUUCUUUCUUUUUCUUCUUCUUCUUCUUAUUUUUUUUUUUUUUGUUUGGUUGGUUGGUUGGUUGUUUUUUUUUCGGUUGUUACUGCCGAUUUUCUCCUGCUGGUGGUGUUGGGUUUUUUCCCAUGUCGUCAAUCGUAGCUCACUUGGCGAGGUGUUGGGGAGGCUCGUUGGGGUCAGAAAUGCGUAUAGCUGGGUGUUUUGUCAAGCACUGGAUGGGCUGGAAGCAACCAUGUCAGCUGUGAGGACCCAGAGGGUCUGGGGACUCAUUUGUGGACUGGUCUGUUUUUGUCCUGUUGAAAUAGCAGGUUUCCUCCCUGGAAACUUAAUUCUCAUUCUGCUGUUUGCCGAUGUUCUUGAUGGAGUGGGAGUGGAGUGUCCACCCUCAUCAUCAGGUUGUCCUGGUCAUGUGUUUGAAAUGGGAACAAAAAUUUAGUCCUUGAUAGGGGGAAACACUAGUUUUUGCCAACAUCUCUCACUGUGUCUGUUGAUGAGAAAAGGUCAUGAAAGGGCUGGAGUCCCAAAGCAAACAUGAAAAAAUCCAGUUGAGAGAGUCAAUCUCAGGUUUCUUAAGUGAAAAGAGUAUUGUAAUACAUAGAGCCUUACCCACUCUAACAUAGCUGUGACACUGUGUGCCUCCCCUGCUCUCUUUUCACCUACACCCUGAAAAACUGCCUGCAGUGGCAGAGUGACCCUGGAACUGGAGAGCAGGUUGGUCCUCCACACCAAGGAAUGCUACAUGGUCAUUUUGUUUUCCAGCAGUUUCUACAGAGAGCCUUUCCUGUCACUGGUUUUGUUCAGCGGGGAGUUUCCCUAGUAAUUGCACUUGCACUGGUGCAUCAGUACCAUCAUGCCUGUGGAUGUCCUGAGGAGGAAGGAGAGAAAGGAAUUUGGUAGAACGUUUCCAUGAAAGCUGAAGUCUAUGGGACUGCUCAGUUCCACUCUACAUUUCCUUGUAACUAGAGCAUGAAGUAAUCAGGUGUUUUGCAAGAUGCUGGAAAAUAGCAGGUUUGUUGGCAGAGUGGUGAGGGAUGGGUUCCCUGAGUGGCAGUGAGGAAGAAGGCUCUCUCAGGAUGGAAAAGCUAGUAGAAAGACAAGCACAAAUAUAUUGUUUCCUGGUAAGUGCUUGGCUGGCCUGGAAGAUGAAGAUCCUGCUAUGCAUAGGCUGCUCAGCAAGGCUAUUGUCUUCUGGCAAACCACCAAAUAACAUUCCUGGUUGCCAGCUCUGGUUCCUGGGCUAUUCUUGCACAGUUUUCUUCUCCUCCCUGUCCUUCAUUCCAGCUCAAUAUACUGUAGAUGAGGAUGCAAUCUCCCAGCAGCCUAUGCACCUUACCCCUGCUCUUUUGGAAAGACAAGUCCCCUUUCAUCUGAGGCAGGAAAAGAAAGCCCUGCUAUCUCUCUUGCAUUCCUCUCCUCUCUCACCAGUUUGGGAGCGAGAGCGUCAUGCUGCUUUAGUCAUGAAAAGGAAAGAUAAUGUUAUUUUAUUGUAUGGUUGUUAUGAUUAUGAUUAUUAUUUUAUUAUUAUUAUAUUUUACUCUGGGUUUUAAUUGCACACGCAUUCCUUAAACUUUGUGGGUUUUUUUUUCUCUUAUUGUUGUUAUUGUUGUUAAUUUUAUUUCUCUUCAUCAGUGGCAUUGGAAGGGUUACUGUGAUUGUGAGAACUGCAGGAGGAAGGAGAAAUGAGAUUAUUCCGAUGAUGAAAACUCUGCCACUAAUCUGGGGGAGUGGGACCGCUCAGUGAGAGUGGUUACAGCCUUGAGGAACAGGAGUUAUCCUCUGGGUCACAUCUGCGUUUCAGAAUAAGUCCAGAAACAUUAAUUCAGAGGCCAACACCUGACAGCAGCUAACAUAAUUAUCUGUGAGGAGAGCUGGAUCAAAGAUAGGUAAGGACCUUAGUGCCCUGGGGUCCAGCUCAACAUCCCUUAGUUUGAAAGGAUGUUUAGAUAAGAUGAAGACUUAUUCAUGCUCCAAGCCAUGAUCAUUGCACCCUUGCAAAAAACACAAGGCCACACUACAUAUUAAGGGUUCAGUUUUCCUAAAGGAGGACACAGAGGGAUGGCUCUCCAGAAACUGGGCUAUCGAGGGAGCAGCGGCAGAGCCGCAAGGGUGGCUCUCAGUCCCAUCACUGGAUAAGGCACACUGGCACACACUGAUGGCAUUAGCUGGGUAAAGCAUAGCUGCAGACUGGGCAGUGUUCCUCAUCUGCUCUUCCACUCUCACUGAAGACUAGGUGUCCACAGGCCAGGAUGCUUGGUUUGAUUUUUUUCUUUGUUCCUGAUGUAGAUUUUCCCUUCUUCUACAUUUAUUUCUUGUGGAAUUUUGUUAUGCUGUUCUGGUUGCUACAGUUUAGGUAUUUAUGGUUUGAUUUGCAUCCCCUGCUUUUUUAGAAUAGGGGGAAGCAGUGACUGAAUUUAAAUUCCAUUGAAAAAUUACAGAGACUUCAGCAGAGACUAAAAGUUAAUCAUGCACUUGAGCGCUUUGCAAAAGAACUUCAAGUUAAAUAUUUAUGUAUGUGCUCCUCUGGCCUAAGAUUUGCCAGCGUGGAAAGUUGCAAUCUCAAUCACAGUAAUGUUUUACUUGUAUUAAUUGCAUUUUCCCUGUGUAUCCAUCUGGCCUGCUCUCCCACAUGGGAUAAGAUCUGAUUCUGGAAGGUAUUUGGCAGUGGAACUGUUACAACAGCACAGGCUGGCAGAGAGAAGGGUUACGCUGCAUAACAGAGGAGCCACCUUUCAGAUUGUUCAACCUGGAGUUGCUGGUCUGCCAGACAGUCGUGGUGAUGGGAUGCUGAUUACAAGAGAUGCACAGCACAGCCAUCAGAUUGCUUGAUGGUGCAACACUGUGUGAGAGCUGUGUUUUCUGGUGGGUAUAAGGGAGCUGAGCAACACCUUUUCCCUCACACCUGUAUAAGGGAAUUGUAUGGAUGAAGGUGUCGUUGGUCAUAGGGGAAACACAGUCAUUUCAGCAGAGGAAGUAAAAGCUUUGCAUGCUGUCAGUACCACACACAUAAUAAUAGCCAGCUGGUUUUGCUUGCAGAGUCCUUUGGAGAGGAAAUGGGAUUGGCAUGGUUUGGUUCAGUUGGUGUUCCUUGUGUGCAUGGAGUAAAUGGUGUGGAAACUUGAGGGGGUAGGAGAAUGUUUAGAUACUGGAAGUUUUAUGGGUGGCUUAUGGCUGGCAGAGUGAAAAAGUGGUUCUUUUCCCCAUCAUGUCCUCUUGCAUUCUGCUUGUGCAGGAAGUAGAAGGGAGCACAGACAUUGUCUCUCCUCAGGAGGAUGUUCUGUUGCCUCCUAUGAGGUCAGAAUGCAGUGAGGAGGGUAGAGAACCACUAACAGGAGCAGACUGGAAAACCCAAAUGGAAGCGCAUCUCACUGUAGAGUGGUCAAGUCCAGUCAUUUGAGAGUGCAAAUGCAAUUGCAUCUUCCCUGGCAGGUUUUAUCUGCUUGUACCCAACAAACUGGGCUUUGGCAGGUCUCUAAAUCUCUCUCUCUAGUAGUUUUGGUGUAAUAUGUAAAACAUUCCAAGAAAGGGACUCUUUUGACUGUGACAUUUUUCCUUUCUUUUUUAUACAUUCAAGAGGUUGUGUAUUGUAAUUUGGUUUGAAAGCAAUUCCAUUAGCAAAUUUGAAGGGCAAUAAACCUGUUUUUUUCUUUAACCAAAGAUACUUUUUUUUUUUUAAGAGAGAAAGAGACUCCCAUCUACUCCAGAAAUUAAAUGAAGCCACGAGUUAUGAGCACCAGGCAAUGAGGAUACACCACGGAACUCAAUCUUUCCAUUCACUUUUUUUUUUUUUUCUCUCUCUCUCUCGAGUUUCUGACAUCUUUUCAAGUAGCUAGCUUGAUGAGCAGAGAAAUUCACACUAAAUAUUGCUGCUAUCCUAAACUGUAGGGGAUGUCAAAAAUGUUUUUCUUCUCUUGUUAUUGUUCAUAUUGAUUUAAGUGUUUUAGUGGUGACAUUGCAGUGUGCAAAUGGUGAGCUGUGUAGUGGGGAUAAGCUUCUGGAUGCCCUGCAUGCUUCUGUAGUGUCUCUUCUGGAUUUAGGACACUGGUUUUGUUCUGUGGGUUCAUAAAAUCAUAGAAUAUGCUGAGUUAGAAGGGACCUAUCAAGAUCAAGUCCAACUCCUGGCCCUGCACAGGACACCCCAAGAAUGACACCAUGUGCCUGAGAGCAUUGUCCGAAUGCUUCUUGAACUCUGUCAGGCUUGGUGUUGUGACCACCUCCCUGGGAAGCCUGUUCCAGUGCCCAACCACCCUCAGGGGGAAAGACCUUUUCCUGAUAUCCCAAACAGUGAUGCCGCGGUCAGGCCAGACACAGCUGGGCAAGGGUGUUGGACUUAGACUUGUGUUCUUCCAUGGCUUUGUAAUCAUUAGAGAUCUUCAGUGCUACUUGUGGGCCAAAUCCUGGAUACCUGUAUGCAAGGUCUGCUGUGGGUAGGCAAUACAGACAGAAAAGGUAUGGGAAGGGAAUGUGUUCCCUCUUCCUGUUAACAUAGGAAUGUCCCUGACAUUGGUCCCAUUUGAUGUGUGAGCUUCAAAGCAGUUGAUCUGAGGUCCUGGGCACUUACCUAUGUCACCCUCCUGGUGCUCCUGUGAGAAGGACCUGUGUCCAAAGUACCUGGAAUCCCCAGCUUACUUCUCAAGGCCCACUUCUGUGCCUACAAAUCAUUUUUCUCCCUCCAGACACAGGGAGGAGAUGGUUCUCUGCUGCUGAGGUUCCCCCACUGCCGUACUCCAAUAAAGCUGCCUCUGAUGGCGGUGACAAUUUCACCCUGGGUUGCAGAUGCUAAGUGAGGUGCUCAAAGAAAUGGUGCCAGUCCUGUUGUUAGUGGCUGUGCAUAGACUCCUUGCAGGAGUAUUGCACUGGAUAAGAGGAGCUGGGCUUUCCAGGCUGGUCUCCAUCCCUCUUCCAUCCUCACCACUAGCUGUGUGCAUAUUGCUGUGAUGCCACCAUGCCCACCAGGCACCCCAUGCACACAGCAAGACCCACAGCAGGGGUGGCCCCUGGAAGGAAUGCCUGGCAGUGUGCAGAGGAGCUCUGCUCACAAUGACUCUGUGCUCAAGGGCUCCUUGUCUCCUGUGACAAAUGUGAUUGCUGUGAGGGACCCCAGAGGCAGUGGUUACCUGUGAGGAGCUGCUGAUGCAGGUGGAGGUGUGAGAACCAGUCAGGAGGCAAAAUGAGCUGAGUUCUGCACGUGUCAAAUGCUUUCAGUGCGAAGACAUGGUUUUAGAGCAUUUGUGUGUGUUGAGAGUGAAAUUUGAACGAUAGAUUGGCUUGGUUCUUCAGAAGUCUUAGGAAGCAUACUAGGAGGUUUUGCAUUCGGCAUUUGUGGUUUGAAACUCCUGUUUCUCAUUUACGGGUUAGCUUUGUCCUUCCAGUUUUAGCAGUGCUGCUAUAACAGACUAUUCAUGUGUGUUUGAAGAUAAAGUUUUGUUUUUAAUCUUUUGCUUAUCAUAGUUAAUCUAAGAAAGGCAAUACUAAAGGUAUAUUUUUUUCCAAAAAUGAUAUUUUUUACUGCACUGAUAAAUAUUGUGACAUCUCUGUUCUUAACUCUUUCGCUGUGAGGGGAACUGUGCAGAUUCACACAUACCUUGUAAAUAUUUGUGUGUACUUCUGACAGCCAGGGAUCGAUCUUCCUUCCUUCCUUCCUUCCUUCCUUCCUUCCUUCCUUCCUUCCUUCCUUCCUUCCUUCCUUCCUUCCUUCCUUCCUUCCUUCCUUCCUUCCUUCCUUCCUUCCUCCCUUCCUCCCUUCCUCCCUUCCUCCCUUCCUCCCUUCCUCCCUUCCUCCCUUCCUCCCUUCCUCCCUUCCUUCCUCAUUUCCUCCCUCAUUUCCUCCCUCAUUUCCUUCUUCCUCUUCUUUCUUUCUUUCAAACAAGGUUUCCUCUUUGAAACAGAAAGCAAUGGGGCAACAAUGCUCAGCAAAAGCAAAGCUUAUCCCACUUUCAGAACAUAGCCAAGGAGUUUUUGCAGUGCUGGCAUAGAGUUAAGUAUUUAAGCCAAUGUCUUUUGAUUUUUCAGCAAACUGUUUGGAAAGGAAUAAGACGGAUAGAAAAGCUUUAGUCUGGAAUUCUGAUCAGAAAAGUUACCCGUCUAUUUUAUGGCAUUUUUUCUUAUGUUUUCCUUUUCUUUAAAAAAAAAUAUAUUAAAAAUUAAAAAAGGCUUGUUGCAGGCUUGCUUGCCUGAGCUCUAGGCUGGUUGGCGGCUGUUCUGGGAGUGCCUUGUGCUCCGGGACCGCUGGCUCCUUUGGAAGCAAACCCACUGAUCAGGAUUCUGGAUUCUGAUUGCUCCAAUGGGUAUCCCCUGGUACUGUGGGAUACUUUUGCUUUUUUAAAAGAAGGAUUUAAAUACACUUACAUUACGCAAACUGUGACCUAAUGGCAAUAAUUACCUCAAAUGUGGGCAUUCAUCCUGGUUUUAGCCUUUCUGAAAUCAUGUAGCCAGCUUGAACUUUGAUUCAAAGACUCUGAACUCCAUAGGGGCGGAAUAGCGAUAAAUGCCCACCCUGGUCAUUGUUGCUUGAGUGAAUUCUGAAGACAGUGAAUCUUUAAAAAGAAAAAAAUUAAACCAAGGAAUAGAUUACUCUUUUAUGUAUUUUAAUCAAUUGUGAUGUUAAAAUGCACAUGUAAGUAUAUAUGUUUAUAGCUACUGUAAAAUGCUUUGGCCUUCUAGAAGAUAUUUAAUGAGUCACAUUUUAAACCAAUAUGAACUGAACAAUAGACUGUGGCUACUUAAACAGUUUUCUGGCUACAUUUUAUAGUUAUUACAGUGUUUUAUAGUUUACAUUUAAACUGGUACUUUUUAAGGGAAAUCUUGUGUUUUUAAGUGACACCUUCAAAAACUCAGUACAGCUGCCUCUUUUUUAAUUUUGCCCGUUAAAAAUGGAAAAGUACAAGUGUGUUUUUAAUAUGUAUAUUCUGUUUUGAGAUAUAACAUAGUGUUGGAAAGUCAGUCCAGAGAUGAAGUAAUCCAAUGUAUUCCAAAAUCUGAUUGAACAAAAACACUCCACCCGCUUUGAAGAUUUAGUUCAAGAGAUAAGCUAUUUGUUUGCUUGUUUUAAUAACAUGCUUUAUCAGGCCUCCCUGGGUUGGAGCAGGGAGCACUGUACAAAAUUCACUGUUCUAUGUUAAGAUCCUCAUCUGGAUAAAGAUACCCACAUCAGGAGAAUGAAGGAUAUUCGUAAGAAGGAUUGUAUUGUACUGUUGAUAAAUCAUUAGCCAAACAAAUAAUUCCUGAGUUAGUGAAUGCUUGAUUUCUUUGGGGGAUGGGGGGACGGGGGGUUGUUUCUAAGUGUGUGUGUGUGUGUGUGUGUGUUUAUGUGAGCCACUCAGAGGCAAUGCUGUAAUUUGGCUUUCAUCUGUUCACCCCUUUCUUACAAAUGAUGCUCACCACCACAGAAAUGUGUUAAACCAGUAAACAAAAUACAAAGUUCACUGACCAUCUCCUUGUCAACUCUGUUUUCUCAGCACAUGCCAGUCCCCAUUAAUGCUGUUCCCCACUGCUGCUACCCUGUACUUUGCAUUUUGAUAUAUCAUAUUCCCCACUCCCCAGUCUCACUUAGCUGUCAAGUUUCUUCUGUUGUGUUCUCUCAUUUGGGUAAUCAAUGAACAUGGUAUAAAUGUCUGCUGGGCAAAAUGGUACUUCGAGGUCCCAAAAGUACAGGAAUUGGCAUGUAAAAAUAUGUAUACGUACAUCUGGGCUUCGGCUGUGGAGCUGGGGUGCUCACGGGAGGACUCCUUUCGUGUUUCCACUGUGCCUGAGGGGGUUGUAUUUGUCCUCUCUGCAGAGGUGGUGGAAAGGAGCAAUGGGCGAUGCUUUGCAGCUGGGCACCGGUGCUGCUCCCAGUACAAUCAGAGCCGUGGGGCCGGGGAGUGCAGCCCGCCUCCUCCUCCUCCUCCUCCUCCCUCGGCGCCAUUCCGAUGUUUGCCGUUCCUGCCUCGCCGGCCGCAUUCCCAAAGCCAUCAGGUGUCAUAUGGCAAGCCAGGAGUGCCAGCAGCACUGGGGCCAGCUGGAAAACAUCCACCGGCCCUCACUGUGCACCACCACUCAGUCAACAGGCUUCACUGCCGCCGGCUCCUGCCGGCUCCCUGUUCUCCUGGGCAGAGUCACACUCAGCAACACCAGCACACUCAAGGAGCCACAGAGUCUUGUUGAAUACCUUGGCUUACAGCUUGUUAGGCAAGAAGGGGUUUCCAACACUGGCAACACACAUCCCAUAAGAUCUGAAUGGUUACAUACAACACCUCUGCCCUCAGCAAGGAAAGAAAGCGCUUCUGCAACGCUUCCACCUCACAUGGUUACAUACAACACUUCUGGCUUUUCUUUUCCCCUGUUAUCCCUUAUGUGUUUGAUUUUUUAAUUUUCUCUAUAUAUUUUUUACUCUAUAUUCUUGAAACAAAACUUCCACACAUAUUCCAGGGCACAACCAUUUCAGGUGUAAAAAAGGAUCUCCACAUCCCAUGUUUCACCAACAAAGCAAUCAAGGCGUUUUGGGUACCAGAUUCUACUUGGGCAGAACUAGAAUGUAGCCUGUAUAUUUCAUACCAAAUCCAAUUUAUGAAAGGAGAGGAAGUGUCAUUAAUAGCUUUAAUAAAGGAGUGUGUGUGAGAGAGAGAGAAAGAGAGGGAGUGAGAAAGAGAGAAGAACGAGGGGCAUCUUGGAAGGUGAAAAGUCUAGUUUUCAGGUAGUUAAAAUGAACCAAUGGGUGAAACAUUUUUUUAAAUGAGUUGUAAAAUCCUUUUAAAAACAGAAGGGGUGAAGUGGAGGGAACAUUUUAUGCCUUUCAACUGCCCACGAGCCCAGCAUACUCUGGAUGGAAAGUGGAAGUUAAUAUACACUGCACCAAAAUUAUUAAGGGAAGGUGGGGGCAGAGCUGUGAAACACUAUUGCAGUCACAAGGGAAAAGAUGCCCCUGCCCCAGCUCUGGAUCUCAAGCGGUUCUUUCUCUACAGUAUCAUCUCAGCCCAGUAACCCCACGAAAGCCCUGAGCCGUUGUGUUCCUUCACUGUACGGUUUCUGUAAUAAGAGUGUUAAUCCAUGUUAAUCUUUGUGAAAAUUCUUGUGUGCAACAGUAUUUUAUUGUGUACUGCUUUUUUCCUAUGUGAAUUGUCCCUUUCUGUUUUCUUUUUUUUCUUUCCUUCCUCUUUUUUCUUUUUUUUUUCUUUUAGUAAUAUGUCUUUCUUCUUUUAAAAGAAAAAACAAAAACAAACUGAUGUGUUGUAGACCUAUAUGUAACCUAUUCCUUAGUCUCAUAUUAUAGGUAUGUUAUAAGAAUGGAUAUUUUACUUGGCUUUAGAAUGUUUUACAAGAAAACUAAUUCUUAACCAAUCAAGUUCUUGCUACUAAAAAAAAAAAAUGCUUGUGUUUUUCAUCAUGACGUUGUGUGCUUCUAAUUAAUAAUCAUUUUCGUUGUAGAAAAAUGGAGUGAAUUUAUAUUAGUCUUGGAAACUAAUAAUAGCAUUGUAAAUUUAUGAGAUGAUUUUAACAGAAAAUACAUUAUAGAAGAAUAUAGUUAUUUUAAUUGUAAUAUUACUAACUGUAGGGUGAGAAAGGAGGUCCCGUUGUGGUGAACUAUGUUAUAGCUUGUUAUUCACGGUUUCUUUUUGAUCAUUUUUUCGGUCUCUGAGGUGAAACGAGUUAUUAAUCAGAAUUUGUCAACUCACAUAUGCAUAUUGUAUAUGUGUAGAAAUGUAAUCACACUUUGUCUUGGAAUUACAUUAAACUGUUUUAAGUCACUGCAAA